Drosophila serrata is the source of this 1911-nucleotide messenger RNA. RefSeq names its product Aldehyde dehydrogenase (gene Aldh). The record is from RefSeq and is a predicted model, not a curated record. Gene Ontology annotation, molecular function: oxidoreductase activity, acting on the aldehyde or oxo group of donors, NAD or NADP as acceptor. NCBI's taxonomy places the organism in Eukaryota, Metazoa, Arthropoda, Insecta, Diptera, Drosophilidae.
UUCGCGAGCGGCAACGCCUCGGCAUCUGCUGAGUUGCCCGACGACCGCUGAGCAAUUAACACGCAGUUCUAGUUUCUAGUUCGUCUCUCUCUUAUCCGGAAAUUUAGAACCCAAUAAGAACAGAAUAUAGAUCAAAAUGCUGCGCGUUUUGAAGACCGGUGCUUUGCUGCGUACGCAGACCAAGAACAUUGCCGCUGCCGUGGCCAAUUACUCCGCCCUGCCGCAGCCCCAAACCACGCCCGAAGUCCUCUACACCGGGCUGUUUAUCAACAAUGAGUGGCACAAGAGCAAAUCGGGCAAGACUUUUGGCACCAUUAAUCCAACCACAGAGCAGACCAUUGCCGAAAUCCAAGCUGGUGAUAAGGAGGAUAUCGAUAUUGCCGUGAAAGCUGCACGCAGUGCAUUCAAAUUGGGCUCUCCCUGGCGCCGUAUGGAUGCCUCGGAGCGGGGUCGUCUUAUCUAUCGCCUGGCUGAUCUCAUGGAGCGCGAUCAGGUCUACCUGGCUAGCUUGGAGACACUGGACAAUGGCAAGCCCUACAGCAUGUCCUACAAUGUGGAUCUUCCGACGGCCAUUAAGAAUCUGCGCUACUUUGCUGGUUGGGCGGAUAAGAAUCACGGCAAGACUAUUCCCAUGGAUGGAGAUUUCUUCACCUAUACCCGCCAUGAACCCGUUGGUGUGUGUGGUCAGAUCAUUCCCUGGAACUUCCCCAUCCUGAUGAUGGCCUGGAAACUGGGUCCCGCCCUGGCCACUGGCAACACAAUUGUGCUAAAGCCUGCGGAGCAGACCAGUUUGACGGCCCUGUACAUUGCCCAGUUGGUGAAGGAGGCUGGCUUCCCGGAGGGUGUGGUCAAUGUGGUGCCUGGUUUCGGAGCAGCUGGUGCUGCCUUGGCUAACCACAGUGAUGUGGACAAGGUGGCCUUCACGGGAUCCACUGAUGUUGGAAAACUCAUCCAGCUCGCCUCGGGCAACACGAAUCUGAAGAGAGUCACCCUGGAGUUGGGUGGCAAGUCGCCGAACAUUAUCCUAUCAGAUUCCGAUCUGGACUACGCUGUGGAGACAGCUCACUUUGGCCUGUUCUUCAACAUGGGACAGUGCUGCUGUGCGGGAUCUCGUACUUUUGUGGAGGACAAGAUCUACGAUGAGUUUGUGGAGCGCAGUGCGGAGCGUGCCAAGAAACGCACCGUGGGCAAUCCCUUCGAUCUGAACACUGAGCAGGGUCCCCAGGUCAAUGAGGAGCAGAUGGAGAAGAUCCUAGGAUUGAUUCAAACUGGCAAGAAGCAGGGUGCCAAGCUGGUAGCCGGUGGCAGUCGCCCGGAAGGUCUGCCCGGUUACUUUGUUCAGCCCACCGUCUUUGCUGAUGUCCAGGACAACAUGACCAUUGCCCGUGAGGAGAUCUUUGGCCCCGUUCAGCAGCUGAUUCGCUUCAAGAAACUCGAUGAGGUGAUUGAGCGAGCCAAUAACUCGGACUAUGGUCUGGCUGCCGCUGUCUUUACCAAGGAUCUGGACAAGGCCAACUAUAUUGUGGGUGGUCUGCGUGCUGGCACCGUUUGGGUGAAUACCUACAAUGCCCUGGCCGCUCAGGCUCCCUUCGGUGGCUACAAGAUGUCUGGCCAUGGACGUGAGAAUGGCGAAUAUGCCUUGUCCAACUACACGGAGGUCAAGAGUGUUAUUGUGAAGGUGCCACAGAAGAACUCCUAAGAAGGGAGGCAUUAUACCCUCCAAGAGGGAAGUCCAUAAGGUUUGUCAUGUUUAGGUGAUCUAAAUACCGGCGAUAACCUCUAUAAUCUACAUCUCUAUAUAUACGCACAUAUAGAUCCUUUGGAUAUUGUAUUUGUCUGCGAUCAGUCUCUGUUUCUUUCCAUUCGGUUAAUACAGUUUAAGUUUAAUUUGAAAUAAAGUUUUGCGAAGAA